This is a messenger RNA of Austrofundulus limnaeus, 1447 nucleotides long. RefSeq names its product prostaglandin E synthase (gene ptges). Gene Ontology annotation, biological process: prostaglandin biosynthetic process. The record is from RefSeq and is a predicted model, not a curated record. Gene Ontology annotation, cellular component: membrane. The coding region runs from base 216 to 656 and encodes 146 amino acids. The transcript is spliced from 3 exons. Gene Ontology annotation, molecular function: prostaglandin-E synthase activity. NCBI's taxonomy places the organism in Eukaryota, Metazoa, Chordata, Actinopteri, Cyprinodontiformes, Rivulidae.
CUACCAUGUGGGUUUUUCCCACCUCUGGGCACAUAAGUGAGCAGGUUCUGUGUCAUGAAUGAACCAUUUCCGCCUGUCUCAACCCGUCAUCUCUGUGGGUGGAGGCAGCAACACUAAAAGAGGUCCUCGCUCCAGGGCAAACUCUCACUUUUCCAGCAGCAGGAGCAGCAGCAGCAGCUGCGGAGCUGUGAUUUCCCUGCAGACACGCCGCAGUCAUGAUAAGGAACGAGGUCUUCUCCUGUUUUGUCUUCUACGCCGUCCUUCUGGUGGUUAAAAUGUACGUCAUCGCCAUCAUCACGGGACAAGUCAGGCUGCGAAAGAAAGCUUUUGCCAACCCGGAGGACGCGCUGAGACACGGAGGUCUGCAGUUUUACAGAGAGGACCCAUAUGUGGAGAGAUGCAGGAGGGCUCAUCAAAACGACUUGGAGAACAUCCUCCCGUUCCUCUUCCUGGGUGCCGUCUACUCCCUGAUCGGACCUUCGCUGUCGGUGGCCCGCUUCCACUUCCUGGUCUUCUUCAUCUGCCGCGUGCUGCACAGCGUCGCCUACCUGUGGCCCCUUGAGCCGCCCACCCGCUCCCUGGCCUACGUCGUGGCGCAGAUACCGUGCUUUUCCAUGGCUCUGCAGAUCCUCGUGUCGGUCGCGGCGUACGCCUGACGUUCCCAGAGCGGGCAGCUGAACCUGAGGUGGCAGCGUCCAGGAAGGACCGCAAGUUCAUGACCCGCGUCGACAAAAGGAAGCAAGAAGCUCCUCUGCUGAGCUCGUUUUAAAAGACAGUGCAAUACCAGUUGUGUGACAGUGUCAGUGUAGUUUCCAGAGAGACUCUAUCAGUAUUUUUCUCCUUUGCUCAAAAUGUGACGUCUCAAAAGAUAUUUGAAGUAUAUUGUUAGAUGCAAUAAGACCAUACUCGUGUGUUUAAAAUGCAGAUGAAGAUUGUUGCUCAUUUUUCACUCGUUUGUUGACAUUUCAAACCUUUUUUUGCAGACAGUUUAGACGUACAGUCACUUAGGAAUACUUUUUUUUCCCCAGUGGAGGUGAACUGUAUGCUGAUCCCAACCACUUUUUGUGUUUACACAAAACACAAGCCACCAUUGAAGUGACUUCAUGUCCUCAUAGUGGCUUCAUGUGUUUCCUGUGUGUGGAUUGUGGAUCCUAACCCACUGACUGAUGAAGUGCUAAAACUUUAGAAACACACCUGAUGCUCCGCCCGUCUGGCUCCUCCAACUGUUACAAAAGAAGUGUGAAAGGACCUGAUGUGUAAAUGUCUCCCAACAUCCUGUGAGGAAAAAAAAACAUUCCAUCUAUUGUAAUAUUGUCAUUUUAUCUGUAAGAACAGGCUUUGUGGUUAUGUGUAAAGUUGUUGUCGGUAUAAUUUAUUACUCAGUUGUAUUCAGUCAUGUUCGUGCCUCAGAGACUUUUUUCUAAGAAAUAAAACAAUUCAUAAUCUA